AGCCGCCUGCCUCUGCUCCUCCACCGGCUUUUUCACAGUGAGCGGAACGGACAUGGACUCGGCGUGAAGACGCACCGUUGAGCUCUCGUCCUGCGUAAAAGGAAAAACAAGAAAUCCUCCCCCGACGCAUGAACUCAGAAUAAUGAUGGAGUACUGGAAGCAAUGCGCGCUGUGGCUGAUCAACUGCAAGGUGCUCCCCGCCAACCACCGGGUGACAUGGGAGUCCGCUCAGGUGUUCGACCUGGCGCAGACGCUCCGGGAUGGAGUCCUGCUGUGCCAUCUGCUCAACAACCUGAGGGCGCAGGCCAUCAACCUGAAGGAGAUCAACCUCAGACCGCAGAUGUCACAGUUCCUGUGCCUGAAGAAUAUCAGGACUUUCCUGGCGGCGUGCUGCGAGACAUUCGGUAUGAAGAAGAGCGAGCUGUUUGAGGCCUUCGACCUUUUUGACGUCAGGGACUUUGGAAAGGUGAUGGACACACUUUCCAAACUGUCCCACACAAUCAUUGCACAACAAACUGGAAUCAGGCCUUUUCCAACGGAGGAGAGUGUUGAAGAUGAGGAUAUUUACAACCACCUGGUGGAUCUGAUAGAUGAGAACGGAUUGGAGGAUGAGGAGGAUCUGUAUGACUGCGUGUAUGAUGAUGAAGAUGGCGGCGAGAUCUACGAGGACCUAAUGAAGACAGAAGCCCUCCCUCCUCCGGCGUUUCACAAGCAGGCGGAGACUGACAUCAGGAGCUGCUGUUUAACAGAGAUCAAGCAGACAGAGGAGAAAUACACUGAGACCCUGGAGUCUAUAGAGAAGCACUUUAUGACGCCGCUCACCAUGUUUUUAACCAUGGUGGAGAUGGAGAGGGUGUUUGUGAACAUCCCGGACCUUGUGAAAGUUCACAAAAGUUUACUGCUGGAAAUCCAAGACUCAGUCCACCACAGAAGUGCCCAGAACCUUUACCAGAUCUUCAUCACUUUCAAAGAGAGGUUGUUGAUUUAUGGGAAAUACUGCAGCCACGUGGAGACAGCCAUUGCCUCCCUGGAUGACAUCAGCAAAGAUAGAGAGGACGUACGCAUGAAGCUGGAGGAGUGUUCUAAAAGAGCUAACUAUGGCAAGUUCACACUAAGGGAUCUGCUGGUGGUUCCAAUGCAGCGAGUCCUGAAGUACCACCUCCUCCUGCAGGAGCUUGUGAAACACACUCAUGAUGCCACAGACAAGAGCAACCUGCGGACGGCACUGGACGCCAUGAAGGACUUGGCUCAGUACGUCAAUGAAGUCAAGCGAGACAAUGAGACGCUGAGAGAAAUAGACCAGUAUCAGAAAUCCAUCGAAAACCUGAAUCAGUCUCUGAGGAACUACGGGAGACCCAAAGGAGACGGGGAGGUACGGGUGGCCUCGGUGGACAAACGGGCCAAACAGGACAGGCACAUCUUCCUGUUCGACGCUGCGGUGAUCGUCUGUAAGCGGCGCGGAGACAACUACGAGAUGAAAGAAGUGAUCGACCUGCACCUCUUCAAGGUCACCAACAACCCCACAUCUGACAAGGAGAACCGAAAGUGGUCCUACGGAUUCUACCUCACUCACAACCAGGGCCAGAGCGGCUUCGAGUUCUUCUUCAAGACCAAAGAGCUGAAAAAGAAGUGGUUGGAGCAGUUUGGCAUGGCCAUAUCCAACAUUCGACCCGAGAACGGCAGCACCAACUUCCACGAGUUUUGCAUGCACACCUUCGACAAAAUAACCUCCUGCAACUACUGCCACAUGCUGCUGAGGGGCAUCUUUAACCAGGGCUACCUGUGCUCCAAGUGUGGUCUUGGUGCCCAUAAAGAAUGCCUGGGCCGCUUUGGCUGCUGCGGAAAAACAGAUCCCUGCUCCGUCAGAACUCAGGGCAAAGAUCGAGAUCCAGGUCUGCCCAAGAUGCUGGUGAUCAGGAACUACUUUGGCGUGCCGUGCCCCACGUCUGGUCCAGCUCUCAGCAUCCAGACGGGUGACAUCAUUGAAUUAAUCUGCGCCGACCUUCACAGUCCCUGGUGGCAGGGCAAAAUCCUGUCAACGAAAGAGAUCGGCUUCUUUCCAAGCGAUGCUGUGAAGCCUUGUCCAUGCGUCCCGAAGCCCGUCGAUUACUCCUCUCAACCCUGGUUUGCGGGGCCCAUGGAGAGGUUGCAGGCAGAGACAGAGCUCAUCAACAGGGUCAACAGCACCUAUCUGGUCCGCCAUCGCAGCAAAGAGUACACAGAGUACGCCAUCAGCAUUAAGUACAACAACGACGUGAAGCACAUAAAGAUCCUGACCAAGGAUGGCUGCUUCUACAUCGCAGAGAACAAGAAGUUCAGGAGCAUAUUUGAGCUGAUCGAAUACUACAAACACCACUCCCUGAGAGAAGGUUUUAGGAGUCUGGACACCACGCUGCAGUUUCCUUACCAGGAAGCGGAGAACGCUGCUUUGCACCGUAUCAACCGGUCAAGUGGCAACACCCCAUUGCUCUGCGGCCUCUCUUUUGUAACUCCUGCCGGCUACAGCUUUGUACCUCCUUCCUCUGCUCCCUUCUGGUCAGUGUUUACUCCCAAAGUGAUCGGUGUGGCUAUCGCACGUUACGACUUCAGCUCACGUGACACCCGGGAGCUGUCGCUGCAGGAGGGCGACGUGGUGAAGAUCUACACCAAGUCAGGGGCCAACGGGUGGUGGAGAGGCGAGGUCAACAGCAGGGUGGGCUGGUUUCCAUCCACAUACGUAGAGGAGGGUGAGGAGUGAAAUGUCUGCCGUGGGAGUAAAAAUAAGAUAGAAGAAGAAGAAUGUCGGCGGUGGAGUCACUGCACUGAGCACAUAACAGUGACAGACAGUAAGCGUCUGCACCGCUGCUUGCUCCAGUUGUCAUGGCUUUACUCUCCUCCUGCCCUGCUGCCUGCAACCAUCCCAGAGGCCUCUGGGAGAGAGAGAAAAGGGCUGCAGCUCACUACGGACGCGCAGAGGCCCGAUUGCCUCUGGUCGACUCGGCGAGGCUAAGUGACUCCAUCAACUAGCAGCUUGCCUGUCAGCGGGACACAAGCCCUCGCCAGACACCCCCAUCCCCUCCCUUACUUCAUUCGUCCAUCCAUAAUUCACCCUUAGCUCUCUUUGUCUCUCUGCUCCAGCAACAGCCCCCAGCUCCCACCUGUUUCUGCUCGCCAAGUCGGUCGUCGCCACUCCGUCUAGUCGACAAUGUUCAAAUGCCACUUUUCCAUUCAUGUGCUCAUCCAUCCAUCCAUCCAUCCAUCCCACCACUCCAAUGUGGAAAUAGACUGAUCAGAGUUGGACAGGCAGACACUGUACAUUUUCCCCUCAGUUCUGACCUUGCCUGUGUGUAUAUUCUAUUAAUACAGGUGGUUAUCGAUGACUUGAUGACCCAGAUUGACACAUCCACCCCUCCACAUCAUCACCACACACACACACACACACUUACAGGAGAUUUAAGAGGGGGAUGGUUUCGGAUAGCAUUGCUGCACACUGCCAGUAAUUGAUCGCUGUUGUUUCUAUUUUCCUCCUCCCACCUCCUCCAUUCUUUAUCUGCAGCCCAGCAUCUCAUGUUUUCAGUUGUCUUGGGCGUUAGCGAUCCGCCGCUCUUAUCAGUGGCAGCUCUGUCAACAGGAGAAUGUUCGCUGAGGGUUUAUCUUAGUGGAGCCAUUAGUGUCGGGGAACAAGCCACCUGCUCCGGUAACAUAAAACAGAGGAAAAGAGAUGAGGCACAAAAAAGGCCAAUCUCUAUACUUCUUUUUGUCUUUUUCCUGUCUUUGCUUUUUCAGUAUGACUUGAGUUUUGUUUCAGUUUCAUCAUGUGCAGAUAUGAUGGAUACAGAUACUGUACGUCUGCACCCAAAUUUCUACUUUUACUACAUCAGAAUGUUUCUCUUCCUUAGUUUCUUUUCCUCUGCAGAACAUAACUUUGGCAGAAACUGAGCAUCUGCAAUGUUGAGAACUUCUUUUGACCAGAAAUAUAUAAAAUUUUCAAAGGUGAAGUCUCAACACUCGAACUCAAAGGAAGUUUGAGUUUUCAGAACCACCUUUUCCCUCUCACCUCCCUCCUCUGUGCUUCACCCUUGUAUAUACAUAACGCACCCGUCUUCUUAAUCCACAGUGAACAGAGGCUUUUCCUGCAUUUGAGGGAAUGAAUACCUUAAAACACGCUGCACAAUGCACUUAUAAUGUCAAUACAUGGCAACAUAUAGUCAGACAGAAUAAGGCGGCAGAGGACAUAGAUAUAAAGAAGUGAUCAAAUUACAUCUGGAGGUGAGACUGAGGAAUCAGGAACAGCUGGCACUGUGCAGCGAUGGUUCUUUUAUUGCAGAACAAACGUCACUCCUUUGUUUCAAUUAUGUACAUAUUAGGUUUUUUAUUUAAUUCAUGGUCGGUGAUUUCUGUAUGGAGGCAGCAGUUACUCUCCAAAUGUCCACACUCCCUUUCUGUCGUCGUCUGACAUUUCCCUCCUCCCUCCUUGCCUCUUACAGCACUUUCACACAUCUCUGCAUGACGUAUUAAAAAUCAUCCCUGUCUUAAUUUAAAAUGGAAAACUUUUAAUAUCAUGAGAGGGGAGGGAGCCUCUGGAAACAGUCCUCAGGACACUGUUUCAGUUCAGAGACGUCAUCCCCCCAUCCCCCAUCACAUAUACGUCCUCAAUGUCUCCAGUGGACAGAAAUGUCUUUUUUCAAUGUCAGUAAGAAUUUAUGGUUAAGACUUUUGCAUUAACUCAAUGGAGCCAUUAUGUUUGGAAAUGAUUAAUAACCCCCUGCCACUCCAUCCCUUUACGAUAUGUGACAAAAUAUUUUUGCUCUCAGUCAAAAAAGAAGGAUCACAUUAAUGUUUGUUUUUUAAUUGCCUCCCAUUUCCUAUUUGGUUCCAUCAACAGUGUCAUUAAGUGACCACUAGAUGGAGGCAUCCUAAACACAUCUCUUCCUCUCUGACCAGUCACCCUCAACUUGGUGAAGUUUGGAGAUGACAUCAUCUGAUUAGGAGGCGAACAGUGUAUGGAAGGAGAGUAGUAGUGUUAGAAAACUUAAAGUAUCACAAAAUUCUGAUUUAUCUGGAUAUAAACCUGAAGUAGUUGGGAAACAAUUAAUGAAAUAUUAUGAGAAAUAAUUUUGUUCAUCAAGACUUUACUGAUAUUCCAGAAUCAGAAGGAACCUUCGUUUCUUCAAACCUCCCUGAUCAGUCAAACACUAGAUGUAGAUGUAGCAUCUUCAGGAAGUCUGAGAGAGUGGCGGCGGCACAAAUGUGAUCCAGCCCACAUCUCUCCUGUCCUGGGAGAACCGGCGAGGCAGAGCAGGCUCCUCUAAUCCACUCCCUCCUCCGCCCAGAUGAACCCUGACAGCGGGGCCAUUUACAACUGCAGGCCUUCAUCCCCUCCGAGUGAGCUCCCAGAUUUUUGUUCCUGUGUGCAGGAGGGACGGGAGGAAGGCUCAAGGGUAUCUGCGAUCUAAUCAUUACACCAUCUCCUCACCUCCGCGACCCGCCUGCAUCCAUCUCUCUGUCAGCUCCCCUCUCCCACUAUGUCACUUCCCUUCCCUCUUUCUUUCUCUAUCGCUCUCUUUCACCAGCAUCUAUCUUUCAUCCAGUCUCCCGUCUUCCUGGUUUCUCUCUGUAUGUCGAUGCUCUGUAGGCUGCAACAGCCGACGCCAUAUGUUGGCGGGAGAAGAGUAGAUGAUUCAGUAUUAUGAGGAGAGGAGGGAGAGAGAGAGGGGGGGGACUCUAUAAACAACCAAAGCAAAAUGAGGCCUAGUUUAAUUUUACCACAAAUUAAUAGACUGAGAGAAAUGAUGCCAAUUAGAGGAUGAAUUAGGAUUUGCUCACACCACUGUUAUCUUCUCAUGUACAGUGUGUGCACAGAUCAUUUCGGUAUGCGGAGACACACACUGCGUACGUGAGGAGAAGCGUUUUGACAGGAUUCCGGGCUGAGCAAGUCUUAGCCCAGCAGGGGUUUUAGGAAACAAUCUCCUGAACCAACACGUGAAGACAUGUUCCGUACCAACCUGAGCAGAAACAUACCAGUCACACAUGAACGAAUUAUACUUUAUAUCUCCUCCACCCUCCUGUCAUGUAGUUUGCCCUCAGUGACCCUGUAUUGUGUGAGCUUUGCAUCCAAACCCAUGUGUUGUUGUCCCAAUGAAGCCAAAGAUUAACGCUGUUCCUACUGUACAUUCAGUAUUAUGUCUCCAUGGUACCCGACCGCUGUGGCCUAACUCUAAAAACCGUGCAAUCCUGACUGUGAAGUAUUACCGUGUAUUGUUGCUGUAUUAUACUGUAAAAUAUGUACAGAGCGUAUAAUAAAGAUACAUAUUGCUUCUUC
Molecule: messenger RNA, 6301 nt
Organism: Paralichthys olivaceus (Japanese flounder)
Lineage: Eukaryota; Metazoa; Chordata; Actinopteri; Pleuronectiformes; Paralichthyidae
Gene: vav3a
Product: guanine nucleotide exchange factor VAV3
Biological process (GO): cell migration; regulation of GTPase activity; intracellular signal transduction
Cellular component (GO): plasma membrane; cytoplasm
Molecular function (GO): protein binding; guanyl-nucleotide exchange factor activity
Source: RefSeq, a predicted model, not a curated record